AUGUACAUACCACACCAACAGAUCUCGCAACUCUACACCGAGCUUGUCCGGACAACUCAUCCGCUAUCACCACCGGUCCUCAUCCUAACAGCAUUGACCGUCGAUAGCCUCUGUGCAGCCCGGAUCUUGACAACAUUACUCAAGCGCGACUACAUCACGCACAAGACUCAACCUGUGAGCGGGUACUCGGAUCUCCAGCAGAUCGGCCAUGAUUUGGUAUUACCGUUGAUGCGACAAAGAGGUGGGGAUGGAGGGGUAGUUGUGUGCUUGGGCGUGGGAGGGUUGGUGGAUCUAGAGGAGACACUUGGGCUCGAUGGGAGCAGUCAGACGGUCGAGGGAGGAGAACCAGAGGACAUGCGUGAUCAUGGUGUUGAGGUGUGGUGUAUCGACGCCAGACGACCGUGGAAUCUGCAGAAUCUAUUCGGCUCUGUGCCCUCCCCUGCCGAGCUACCCGGACUGGAUUCAGCAGCAGAAGCACGACGACGCGGCGUAGACCAAGGACGCAUCAUGCCGACGUACAAGUUCGGCAAAGGCGGCGUCAUUGUUUGGGUUGAUGAAGAUGUCGGUACCGACCUUGCCGCUGAACGAGAGGCGUUGGCAGAGCUGCAAAAGAUGCCAGAGAUUGACGAGCAAGACCUUAUACUGGAAGGAGCCGAGAGCGACGAUGAGGGGGAGCCUAGCAGCAGCCAAAGUCGAAAACGAGGCGCGUCCGAAUUGGACGGCGAUGCAGACGACGAUAGCGAAGCAGAGAACCGACCUCGUCAACGGAGGCGUAGCAACAGUAGCACGCCGAUACCUUCCUCACCACACGGAAACCCACAAUCAGCUCAAGUUGCGUUCGACUCAACACCGCCCACAUCGUCCCAGCCGCGGUCGCCGGUUAACAUACCUUCUUCGCCCCCGAAGGCACCUUCCCAGAGACAGCUGAAACGGCAGCUGCUGAAGCUACGACGAAAGCACGAGGCUACGUUGGAAGCUUACUACAACCUUGGCACUUCCUACUCGGAUCCAGUGAGCAGCAUGCUGUACUCGCUCGCUUCUGACCUUGGUCGAGAAGACAACGAUCUGCUAUGGCUAGCCAUUGUUGGUAUAUCGUCGGUCGAGCUCUCGCCAUUUUCUCAACCACUCAAAUGGAGCGAUACGCGACACCGACGGAUGCUAGACCGCACCGAGCAGCGACGAGAAGCCCUGCGAGAUGAAGUGCGCCGACUGAAUCCUGUACCGGACGCCGAGCUACGAAGAAGUCAGAACAAUGGCGAGAGCAUAAUACCCUCCAACGCUCGCAGCUCAUCAGACUUUUCCAUCCGUCUGUCACCCGAACCCAGGUUCUUACUGAUCAGGCACUGGAGCUUGUACGACAGCAUGCGGCACAGUCCUUUCUUGUCAACGCGCCUGCAUAUCUGGAACGAAGCGGGACAAAAACGACUAAACAAGCUGCUGGCCAAGAUGGGUGUCAGCCUGCAAGAAGCGGGCAAGGGCUACCUGCACAUGGACAUGGAGCUCAAGCAGUCGCUGCGGAGACGAAUAUUGAAGUUCGCGGAGCAGUACAAUCUCGAAGGACUGAUACCUGGCGACGAUGGCCGAAGCGGGUACGAGGGAUGGGGCUUCGUGCGAAGCUGGGGCUACAACACUACCUUAUCCGCAGUCGACGUCGCGGUAGUCGUAGGCGCCAUCCUCGAAGUCGGCACCGACCUCACCCACAACAGCCUGGACAUGAGAUACGACCGCCGCGGCCCCGACCCCAAAUACAGCGCCCACAUCCGCGCCUCCGCCCCUACACCCCCCAACUCUGAAGAAGAAUCCUACGACCCUUCCAUCCACCUCCCCAACGCCUCCGAAGCCCCCGACUGGACUACCCACCGCUUCUUCGCCGCCCUCGACGCCCUCAGCCCCACCACCUCCUCUCCAACCCAAGGCCUCAAAGUCCUGCUUGCCCACAUCCCGACUGCGCAGAACUUGCACCGCGCCAUUUUACGCACAGGAUCGAUGCUCAUCGCCAAGAAACGCGUCCGCGCCUUGAAAGAAUUCAAAAUGGGCGUCGUGAACGAAGGCCAAGACGUGCAGCUCUUCACACACCCAGGCGCGCUGACGCAGUUGGCAGCGUGGGUGCAGGAGGCGAUCGCGGUGCAGGAGGCUGAAAGCGGGCGGCAGAUGAAGGAUGCGCGGGAAAAAGCGCUCGUACUCGCUUGUCUCGACGAAGGGAGGAGUGUCUAUGUCGUCGUGGGGUUGGGCCCGGGCGGUGCGGGCGGGAAGAAGAUCCGGUCGAAGGCGGAGAUGAAGGAGCGGGAGGAGAAGAGGAAGAGGAAGGAGGCUGCUAAAAAGGCUCGCAAGGCUGAGAAAGCGCGUAAGAAGGAGGAAGGACGGCGGCUGAGGAGGGAGAUCCAAGAGGCGAACGGUUUGCUCGAUUCGGACGAUGAGGGGAAUGAAUCGGAUGAGACGGAGUCGGACGCUUCGUCCAGCGACGGCUCGGAUUCCGAGUCGGACGAUGAGGUGGCCGAGGCGAGGAAGCAGAGGGGGUAUGGGCUGAAUCGUUUCGGACAGGCUUUUCAGGAGGUGGUGGAGGAGACGGGGGCAAGGGUGCGGAUCGAUUCUUUCGAGCAUUCGGUUGUGGAGGUGAGGAAGGAUGAUUUCCCGGGGUUUUUGGAGACGUUGUCGCAGGUGAGGGUGGUGGGAUGA
Molecule: messenger RNA, 2676 nt
Organism: Saxophila tyrrhenica
Lineage: Eukaryota; Fungi; Ascomycota; Dothideomycetes; Mycosphaerellales; Extremaceae
Gene: CDC45
Product: DNA replication initiation factor cdc45
Exons: 1
Coding region: 1-2676 (891 amino acids)
Biological process (GO): mitotic DNA replication preinitiation complex assembly; DNA replication initiation; double-strand break repair via break-induced replication
Cellular component (GO): DNA replication preinitiation complex
Molecular function (GO): chromatin binding; single-stranded DNA binding; DNA replication origin binding
Source: RefSeq, a predicted model, not a curated record